This is a messenger RNA of Ailuropoda melanoleuca (giant panda), 477 nucleotides long. Its product is annotated as cell death activator CIDE-3-like. The record is from RefSeq and is a predicted model, not a curated record. The coding region runs from base 1 to 477 and encodes 158 amino acids. Lineage: Eukaryota; Metazoa; Chordata; Mammalia; Carnivora; Ursidae. The transcript has 3 exons.
AUGGAACAUGCCAUGAACUUCCUCAACGUUUUCUUCCCUAAGUCCCUCUCCACAUGUGUGGCAGUGAGCACCUUGGUGAUGCCCCUGGAGCCGCUGCUGGAGCCCAGUCUGGAGGCCUCCAGGGCCCAGCCCUUCCGAGCGAGCACGGCCAACCAGCGUGUGCAGGAGGGCACUGUGACGCACAAUCUGGAGGGGCUCCUUCCAGGUCUGGACCAGCCUGAUGCUGGUAGACCAGCCCUCUUCCUGGUGCUGGAGGAAGAUGGCACCACUGGAAACACCGAAGACUAUUGGGCUCCUGGGUGGCUCACCUGCCAAGAAGAUCGAAGUGGACGCAUAACCUAUGGCUUCUACAAGGUGAACCCACAGGGCGUCAUUGGUUGUUUGACAAUACUGCAACUCCUGGGCGCCACAGAGGGAGAGAAGCCCAAGGGCAAGGCCUCAUUCCUCACCCUGACUGGUCUGAAGAUACUACAAUGA